Molecule: messenger RNA, 906 nt
Organism: Acanthosepion pharaonis
Lineage: Eukaryota; Metazoa; Mollusca; Cephalopoda; Sepiida; Sepiidae
Source: the annotation of a GenBank genome assembly
AUGAUAAUCUUAGUAUUGUCAGCCAUUGGAUCUCGUUUCAUACGUGGUCGAUCUCGAUUUUUUUCGACUCUUUUCCUAAUUUUAUUUUUCUUUCGAUUUUCUUUUGUUUUUCUCUUACAUUUUUCACUAAUCCCUUUAUUUUACACUUUUGUCCUUUAUUUUCUUUCUUUCUUUCUUCUUUUCUUUCUUUCUUCCUUUCUUUCUUUCUUUCUUUUUAAGAACAUUUUCCUUUUCUCCUUUUCCUUUGUCUAUCUUUCUUUUAACUUAUGGCCUUUUUUAUUUUCUUCUUUUUCUUUAUCUUUCUUUCUUUCCUUCUUUCUUUUUUAUUCUUUCUUUCUAAAUUACUUUUCCCCUUUUUUUUCUUCCUCUCCCACUCACUUCAUUUCUAUUACUUCCCCCCUCCCUUUAAAUGGAAAUCUAUCCACAGAUUACGGCCACGAGACACGCAAGCGACCAGGGAAUUUCGCAGCAAACGCCAUUGCUUGUGACAGCACUAGGCAGUCACUUCUAAUUUAUGCCUGUCCUUUCUUAUCUAUCUAUCUAUCUAUCUAUCUAUCUAUCUAUCUAUCUAUCUAUCUAUCUAUCUCAAAUCUAACCACUUAUUUUACGAUAUCAACCCCUUCAAAUCUAUGUCUGUCACUAUCUAUCUAUCUAUCUAUCUAUCUAUCUAUCUAUCUAUCUAUCUAUCUCAAUUCUCUCAUAUCUCUCUAUUCCUCAAUCAUUCUAUUUAGCUUGCAGUCUCAUCUAUCUAUCUAUCUAUCUAUCUAUCUAUCUAUCUAUCUAUCUAUCUCAAUUCAUCUAUCUAUCUCAUUUCUCAAUCAUUCUAUUUCUAGCAGUUCAUCAAUCAUCUAUCUAUCUAUCUAUCUAUCUAUCUAUCUAUCUAUCUAUCUAUCUAUCUAUCUAUGA